This is a messenger RNA of Prorocentrum cordatum, 807 nucleotides long. Lineage: Eukaryota; Dinophyceae; Prorocentrales; Prorocentraceae. The record is from the annotation of a GenBank genome assembly.
GCUCAAGCCAUUUUGGCUCAAGUCGAUUUUGAUUCAGGCGAAUUCGGCCCCGCAAAUUCACUGAUCAAGGACCCGCAGCGCUCUCUGGCUGUUCACUCUGCAUCUUCGAGGCUACCAAGCAAUCCAGAAGCACAUGACGCACGAGGAGUUCUUGCAGUACGUUGCUGCUCUGCAGCAGUCACCGCUGCAGCAGCAGUACUUGCAGCAGUACUACGCGCAACAGCCGGCGCAGCGUCCGGCUCAGCUUCCGGCGCAGCGUUAUUACCUGCAGCCGGCGCAGCGCUCGCAGUACUACGUGCAGCAGGCGCCGCCAGCACAGACGACGACGGUGUACUUGCCUGCCGACGCCUUCCCGGGGAUGACGUGCCAGGUGCAAGCGGGGGAUGGCCACCUCGUCAGCUUCGAGGUGCCCGCUGGGUGCGGCCCGGGCAGCGCGGUGCAGGUGAGCUACUGAGCUGUGCGCGGCGGGCUGCUCUCGGAGAGCGCCCGUCCCUGUGCCCCUCCUCUUUCAGUGACUGCGUUGUCACUGAGCUGUUCCGGGCCCUCUGCCUACACGCCCCAGGCGAAGCUGCUCACACAGCAGCGGCUCGUCGACGCGCGCACGGGCAGCAACCGAGGGCAGAAUUCGCCUGCGGACGCAUCGUUCGGACAACAGUCCGCGCCUCUUGCCAGGACCUCUGCUGCAUGGCUGCGCCCCUGCUCCUUGUCGUGUUCCGACCGCCCGACAGAGUGGCGAAUCGGCCAAUGCGGAGCUACCGGCGCAAAUAGCAAAACAACAAAAAGGGCCAUAAGAGGAUAGAACGUUUC